AUGUUCCUGGACUGUUCUUCGGACGAGGAGGAACCAAACUGCGCCAAAGCAGAUUCUAUACUUGAGCUGAAUUGUCAAUCAGGUGUCACGGACGGAGCCGACAAGUCCUGGAUGUGUCCUUUAGCCUCAGAGGAGCUCCCCGCAGAUGCGACGGAGGGAAUUUCAACCACGCAACACAGUUUGGAGCCUUCUGUAGCGAGACAAUUUCAGGAAAAACCCGAAAAGCAAUCGGGGGUCAUCCUCAAGCUGCGGCGUAUGUUUGACAGAGAGAGAAUGAGCUACAAACCCAUUUUGGAAUCAGAGAAAUUGCACUUAGACGCAAGCCAAUCAGAGACCGAAUCGACCCCGGAGGCGAGACGCAAGCGCGAAAGAACGCCGAAGGUUGCGAAAUGGAAGCGUUUGUCUUUCUCGAACUCGCUACGCCCCCUCAACGUCUACACCAAGAGAAAGAUGCAAUCCCUGCUGACAAUCAAGUACUGCCCCUACCUGUCGGCCUGCCACAGCGCGGACUACAGGAGGCGCUGGGUACUGCGCUCGGCGGUGCAGAGGGCGAGACGAGCCAUGAAAAUCUUCUACCCGGAUCUGGUGGGGAAGAGGAUCCAGCACCUGUACGAGGAGGUGGACAAGUCCGAGGUGUGGUACAGGGGAGAGGUGCUGCAGGUCCACAAGGCGCAUCCCGACCCCCUCAAGACCGUCUUCGAGGUGCGGUACGACAGCGAGCCCGAGUGGAAGUACUACCUGGAGCUGCUGACGGACUACAAGAAGGGCUGGCUCAAGAUCGAGGACGAGGCUGUGCUGAUGCCAAAGCACGUGAAAGGCAUAGAGUGA
Messenger RNA from Knipowitschia caucasica, 828 nucleotides. The record is from the annotation of a GenBank genome assembly. NCBI's taxonomy places the organism in Eukaryota, Metazoa, Chordata, Actinopteri, Gobiiformes, Gobiidae.